CAGUCAAACGACCCGGAUGUAGAAUUCUUUAUUUCCCAUAAUCCCCUCUGUUUUCGCCCUCUUUUCCUUUUGCAGCCAUGUCGAAGAGAGGACGUGGGGGUUCGUCCGGUGCGAAGUUCCGAAUCUCGUUGGGUCUUCCAGUUGGAGCAGUUAUUAAUUGUGCCGACAACACUGGUGCCAAGAACCUUUACAUCAUCUCUGUGAAGGGCAUCAAAGGGCGUCUUAACCGUCUGCCUGCUGCUGGAGUGGGUGACAUGGUGAUGGCGACAGUCAAGAAGGGCAAGCCUGAGCUCAGGAAGAAGGUGCACCCUGCAGUCGUAAUCAGGCAGCGGAAGUCCUAUCGGCGAAAAGAUGGAGUCUUUCUCUACUUUGAGGACAAUGCAGGUGUCAUCGUGAAUAAUAAAGGAGAAAUGAAAGGUUCUGCCAUCACUGGUCCAGUAGCCAAGGAGUGUGCUGAUCUUUGGCCCAGGAUUGCCUCCAAUGCUGGCAGCAUUGCCUGAAACUACUUCAACCCUUCAGUUUCAAUAAAAAAAAAAAAAGAAAGAAAGAGAAAAAAAAUGACUGUAGCAAUGUGAAAGGUUCCCCCCAAUCACUUACUCCUCAAGAGUGAUUGGCUCUCUCAAACGCUAGCAUAUACACGAGUAGUGUGACGGUUACCUCCAAACCUCUCGGCUCAUUCGCACCUCACUGGUGACGUACAUAGAAACCUGUGACUCCAAAUUUAUUCAGCUAGCAUUAGUACAACCAUCCAUUUUCUGUACCGCUUAUCAGAAUCCUCUUGAUUUGAUAAUCUCGACGUUUUCAGAUGCACUUGGCAUUAUAACGUACCCGUAACUUAGGGAUGUUAGGCUCGAGCCUGUCUGCUCGAAUCUGAUUUGACCAAACAAAGCAGAGUGGCGGCGAAGCAGUGUUUCAACACUUUGUUCAAACAUGAUCACUGAGACUUAACUUGCCAAAUAGUUUUUUUGAGAGCUUUAAAGCGUUGUUGAUACAGUACAUGUUCAAACAUGAUUACUGACAUCUCACUCGCCAAAUGGCUUUUUUGAGAGAUUUAUGAGUGGUUUGCAUCUUGUGGUACGGUGUUUUAAUUUCUUCUCUCAGUCUUCAAACAGUGGAUUGUGAUACCUUCAACCCUGCUCUGCGGAGGUUGGCAAUGAUGUCACAGGCUGUUGGUUUUGGGUGUUUCUUCACAGCUCUCACAAUGUUUCUGUCAACUGAUCUUAAUACCCUUUGCUGAUCUGUUCGAUGUCUGUUGCUCAGUACACUCCAAAUUGUUGUACUGGCUAUGCCCGAUGUUUGAUUUUCCCCGCUUCACUCAGCUUCAAAAUGGUUUCCUUUUCUCCCAUAGAUAGCUCUCUGGUCUUUGUUGCUUAACAGAACAUGCAGUUUUCAAAGGUGAAAUUCUGAACGUUUGUUUCAUAUUUAUCUUUUGAACUGAAACACAAAUGUUUUCAGUAUAUACAACAAAAACAAAGGAAUAGACCUUUCUGUUCCAAUACUUCUGGAAGAGACUUAUAUGGUGGGACUGGCACCGUUACUUGAAGUUUUGAAACAUAAGGUUGCUUGUUGGCUCUAUAGCUUACAUUAAGCAAAAACAUAUAUUUGAUGUUGCAACAAUUGCGUGCCAGAUCUUAUAAUAAAACAGUUCAUCACA
Phycodurus eques (leafy seadragon) is the source of this 1654-nucleotide messenger RNA. It is a transcript of the gene rpl23, whose product is annotated as ribosomal protein L23. The coding region runs from base 78 to 500 and encodes 140 amino acids. The record is from RefSeq and is a predicted model, not a curated record. Gene Ontology annotation, biological process: translation. Lineage: Eukaryota; Metazoa; Chordata; Actinopteri; Syngnathiformes; Syngnathidae. Gene Ontology annotation, cellular component: ribosome; cytosolic large ribosomal subunit. The transcript has 5 exons. Gene Ontology annotation, molecular function: structural constituent of ribosome; large ribosomal subunit rRNA binding.